Molecule: messenger RNA, 3233 nt
Organism: Urocitellus parryii (Arctic ground squirrel)
Lineage: Eukaryota; Metazoa; Chordata; Mammalia; Rodentia; Sciuridae
Source: RefSeq, a predicted model, not a curated record
CAUCCGUCAGCCACAGACUGAGGAAGUCGUUUCACCUGAGUCUCAUCUGUAAUCUGCAUUGCAGCUGUGUUGUGGUAUUAAAUUGUGUCGCAGUACCAGACACAUAAUAGGCACCCAAUAAACGGAGCUGUAAUUAUUUAUUGUUUAAUGAUUUAAUCAUUAUUUAAUUUAACAUGCUCUUAUGCGGUGAGAGCGGAUCACGGGGCUAUUUGGUCUGCCGUCUUGAAGCGGAGGAAAGGGGAAUUCCUCGUUAGCUCGCGUUAGCUGUACGGCUCUGGGCACUUCCGCUAACCGCUCUGGCCUGUUUUCCCGUCUAAGGACAGAAUGCAAUGCAGCUCGCAAGGUGUUUGUCCCAAAGCUUAAACGCAAACACUCCCAAGUGCUUAACGCACGAUUCUCUUCCUUCUUCCCAAUCUAAUGGCGGAAACAUCGAACAACCCAUCAACCAACCCAGUCACCCCGGAAAAACAGAGCGAUCGAGGCCUCUGGCGGGCGCGCCAGUCGUGGCCGUGCUCCGCGCGUCGCAGGGAAACGGCCUCUGAGCGGCAAAAAGUCUCUCGACUCCGCAAAGCCUCUCCAGGCUCCGGGGUGCGGAGGUCAGUUUCCCACGAGGCCUCCGCAGCUCAGCGGUCGCCCUGGCAACCCCGCCUUCCGGCCCCCUUUGCCCCGCCUCCACUUCCGGCUCCGAUGUACGUCAUCGCCUUGCGACCGACUGGAGUUUCCGGAAAAGGCCGUCCGGGAAGUACCGUGUGGGGGUGCGGUCCCGGGUGCGGGAGGUGGGGCGCGGGGUUCACGGUCUGUUCUCGGUGUCGCCGGCUGCGCCCCGACUCAGCGCCGCCAUGGAGAGCGGAGGGCGGCCCUCGCUGGGCCAGUUCAUCCUCCUGGGCACGAGCUCCGUCGUCACCGCCGUCCUGUACUCCGUGUACCGGCAGAAGGCCCGGGUCGCCCAAGAGCUCAAGGUCAGUGCUAGGGCCUCAGCCGGGCGUGUCUGCCCGCGGCCUCAGCCGGGCGUGUCUGCCCGCGGCCGCGGGGACCCACAGCUCACCUUGGCCACCCCACAGUGGGAAGCCUGCAGAAGAGGAAGCCGGCGCCGGGACGGUGUUCCCCAGCCCCGCCGGAGGAGCAGGGGUGCGAAGUCAGGGAGCUAAGAAAAUCCACUUGGGUGAAGAUUUAAAGAGUAUUCUUUCAGAAGCUCCAGGAAAAUGUGUGCCUUAUGCUGUUAUUGAAGGAGCUGUGCGAUCUGUUAAAGAAACACUGAACAGUCAGUUUGUUGAGAACUGCAAGGGGGUAAUCCAGCGACUGACGCUUCAGGAGCACAAGAUGGUGUGGAAUCGAACAACCCACCUUUGGAAUGACUGUUCAAAGAUCAUUCACCAGAGGACUAACACUGUGCCCUUUGAUCUGGUGCCUCAUGAGGAUGGCGUGGCCGUGGCUGUACGAGUGCUGAAGCCCCUGGACUCUGUGGACCUGGGCCUGGAGACUGUGUACGAGAAGUUCCACCCCUCAGUCCAGUCCUUCACCGAUGUCAUUGGCCACUACAUCAGUGGAGAACGGCCCAAAGGCAUCCAAGAAACUGAAGAGAUGCUGAAGGUGGGGGCCACCCUGACGGGGGUUGGUGAACUGGUCCUAGACAACAACUCCGUGCGUCUGCAGCCCCCCAAGCAAGGCAUGCAGUACUACCUAAGCAGCCAGGACUUUGACAGCCUGCUGCAAAGGCAAGAGUCAAGCGUCAGACUCUGGAAGGUUCUGGCCCUGGUGUUUGGCUUCACCACGUGUGUCACCCUCUUCUUUAUUCUCCGGAAACAGUAUCUGCAUCGGCAGGAGCGCCUGCGCGUAGAGCAGCUGCAGGAGGAAUUCCGGGAACAUGAGGCCCAGCUGCUGAGUCAAGCUUCGCCUGAGGACCGGGAGAGUCUGAAGAGUGCCUGUGUCGUGUGUCUGAGCAGCUUCAAGUCCUGCGUCUUCCUGGAGUGCGGGCAUGUCUGUUCCUGUCGUGAGUGCUACCGUGCCUUGCCAGAGCCCAAGAGGUGCCCCAUCUGUCGGCGGGAGAUCACCCGGGUGAUUCCCCUGUACAACAGCUAGCGGUUCUGCAGAGCGUGGCUGCACUUGGAAGCCGCCCUCUCCGAGUGGGGAUUCAUUCUUGAGGCCUUUCGAAGAGCAGCCAUGGGGGUAGCUCUGCCUCCGGGUGUGACUGAGUGGAGUCUCUCCAGACCCACACCUCCACCAGCAGAGAGCCUUUCUGACCUCCCCAGAGCAUCUAGAGGGGCCCCACCCUGGGUGGGUUCCAAGGCCUGGCAUUUUUUCCUAGGAACCUGCUGGGGGUAUGUAUGUGUAUGAUAAAGCAUCCUGUCACCUCAGCACCAAAGCCACUGAUCUUUUCUGGUGACUCUUGGUUGCUGCAGACCUCAGAGAGGAAAGGCUGAGCCCGGGGCCUUCCAGAGCUGUACCUGCAGAGACUGCCCUUGCUUUCUUCCUUUUGCUUCCACCGGGGAUAAGGUCUUUCUUCAAAUUGUCAGGCUGGGCAGGUCACUUUUGUCUUUCCCCUCACCUGCUUGCCUCCCAAAUGUGUGCACACAUGUGGACAGGGCAGGAGGGGGUGAGGUCAGCACAUCUGCUUCUGCCUACACAGUGGGACACGGAUCAGCAGACACCAAGAGGUGUCUCUCGCUUGGUCUGACAGCCCUGCUGGUAUCUUCACUGACCAAGGGCGGGACACAGAGAGCAGACCUCUGGCCCUGAUGUGGAGCUGCUGCAGCUGGGCAGGCCUGGGUAGCUCUGGAUUGCCUGACAAAGGAUGAGCCCAAAAGGCCUCCGCUGAAGGAAGCAGUGAGGGCACAGCCCUCCUGACCCCUAGCUCUUGCAGCUUCUUUGUGGCAGCUUCUUUGCUUGCUUUUGUCUAGGAAAAGUAGCCAGCUGGCACCCUGAGCUCUGGGCCUCUCAAGCCCGCCCCUUGACCCCUGCCUGGGGCCAGGGCACAAUCCCAGCACCGUGUUCCCUCUUACCCUCCACUCCUCACACCCCUGUGCUGAGCCUGUGAGUGCAGGAAGAAUUGGGGAGCAUCCUUCCUGCCUCUGAGUGGCCAAGAAUCGUGCACACAGCUCUUAUUUCCCUUCUGUGUCCUUGAACAUUCAUCCCCUGCUCCUCCUCUGUGUGGGGGGAGGGGUGCUCUCAGGGGGCUGACACUAGCCAUAAGCAGUGUCCCAUGUGAACAGCACAAAUUAAACAUUGCGGCCUUG